AUGUGGUGGGAUGUGGAAACGUGGUGGUGGAGGGACCAAUGGUGGUGUCUGUACGUGUGCGCCGUGCUAGCAGCUUGCCACGCCGAAUCCUACACCUAUCCCUUGGACCUGAUCAAAACCAGAUUGCAAGUGCAAGGCUCCCACGAGGACGAAACCGGCGCCGGCGCCAAGAAGAACUUCUUCAAAACGGCCAUAGAAAUAGUGAAGCACGAAGGGCUGUGGGCUUUGUGGAAGGGCAUAGGCGCCGUGUGGUUUAGACACUUGAUUUACGCGGGAUUGAGGGUGGUGAUCUACGAUCAGAUGAGGAUAUUGUUCCACAAAUGGAACGGCGACGAGGAUUUCGAAGAGUACACCCCCAUGUGGCAGAUGCUGGUAUGCGGCAUCACCUGCGGGUUCGUGGGCCAGCUAAUCGCCAAUCCCGCGGAUCUGAUCAAGGUGCAGCUGCAAAUGGAGGGCAAAAGGAAGCUGAUGGGGUUGCCGCCGAGGGUGAGCGGUUUCUGCGACGCGGCGAGGAAGAUUUACGCGGAAGGCGGCGUGUUGGGCUUCUGGAGAGGAUGGAUUCCCAGUUGCCAGCGGGCCAUUUUAGUGGCUAUUGGUGAUGUGACUACUUACGAUGCGGUUAAGACAUUGUUCAAGCAACACGCUAACAUUUCCGAUAGGUUUUUCCUGCAUUUCAUCGCGAGUUUUAUAGCGGGUUUCGUGACGACCGUUCUGUCGUGUCCCGCCGACGUGGUGAAGACGAGGUAUAUGAACCAGCCUGUCGACGAACACGGGAAAAAUCUUAUUUACACGGGAGUCUGCGACUGUUAUAGGAGGAUUAUUAGAGAGGAAGGAUUCUUGGCUUUGUACAAAGGUUUUUGGCCGAUUUGGAUGCGAAUGGCGCCUUGGGCAGUCAUUAAUUGGGUGACAUACGAUGGGUUCCGCGUACUUCUGGGCGCCAAAACGUUUUAA
Molecule: messenger RNA, 951 nt
Organism: Phyllotreta striolata
Lineage: Eukaryota; Metazoa; Arthropoda; Insecta; Coleoptera; Chrysomelidae
Source: the annotation of a GenBank genome assembly